Molecule: messenger RNA, 4469 nt
Organism: Cervus elaphus (red deer)
Lineage: Eukaryota; Metazoa; Chordata; Mammalia; Artiodactyla; Cervidae
Gene: MTHFR
Product: methylenetetrahydrofolate reductase
Exons: 12
Coding region: 1597-3687 (696 amino acids)
Biological process (GO): tetrahydrofolate interconversion
Cellular component (GO): cytosol
Molecular function (GO): FAD binding; methylenetetrahydrofolate reductase [NAD(P)H] activity
Source: RefSeq, a predicted model, not a curated record
GGAUCCGCCUGCCAGUGCAGGAGAGGCAGGAGACACCAGUGCCACCCCUGGGUCCCGAAGAUCCUCUAGGAAAGAAAAGGACAACUCAAUCCUGUAUUCUUAUUUGGGAAAUCCCAUGGACAGGGGAGCCUGGCAGGCUACAUGGAGUCACAAAAAGUCGUAAACACUGAGUGACUGAGCACACACAUCCAUUGGUGGAGGGUUGUUUUGAGAACGGUGUGACAGUGCCUGGCCUGUUGGUGCCCAGUGAGUGCCGGUUGUUAUUACCGGAUGCCAGGCAUUGGGAUACCAUAGGCAGAAUACUUGGCCCUGGUCUCAGGGAACUGGGAAGAAGAGAGAUAAACAUGUGAAUCCCCAGCUUCAACAGGGUCCUUUGGGGUCCUAGCUUAAAAUGGAUUAAGUGGUAGCACGUGAAAAAAUGCUGAAACAAGUUUAGUGCCUGGUCAGAGCUAGGACGUCUUCAUGAACAGACGAAGGAGCAGUUAGUUUGUAGGCAGUUCAGCCUCUUCUCCUGCUCCUGUUUUGCUCCAACAGAUGAUUAACAAUGCACUCCCUUCUUUUCAGAGGAGAGGCCAUACUUGGCUGAUCUUGACACACUCCCCUUUCUUACACUUCGUGUUCAUCCCUUACGGAGAAACUGGAGCUUUAGGUCAGAAUCAAAAUGGGCAUCCCUCAGGAUGGAAAGCACAGUCUGGAGUCAACUCCUUGACCCUGGAUGUACCAAGGAGACUUGUGUAUGUUUUAGGGUAGAGAAGCAUUGGAUUUCAUCAGUUUCUCAUGAGUGUAGGACCCCAAACUAGUUAAGAACAUGGGCUUGGCAGUAGGCAUUCCCUGAAACACAUGAUCUUGGCCUGGUUGUUCCUCUAAUGUUUCGCGUUGCCACACACUGGAUACUCUUGCGGUGCAUGAGUAGUGUGUCCCAUGUUCCCCACCAAACUGCCCCGUGGCCCUGUGCCCUCUGUCAGCCUGGCCUGCCUGUGAUUGCCAUGGUUCACGGCUUCAGCUGUGGUGGCUGUGCAGUUUCUUGAACUGACCUCACUGAUGUGUGUAAGGACAACAGCUUGAAAGACAUGCACAGGCUGGACAGUCUUUGUUCCAAGUUGGACAUAAAUCCAUGGCCUUACAGAACUUGGAUCUGGCUACUUUUGGAACCCAGCCAAUGUCAACUUCUAACCCAUGACAUGGUCUUGUUGGAGAAUCACAAACUUAGAAAUCUGGCAGAUUCGUCAAGCCCCAAGCCCUUCCAUCUUGCGUGCACACAAACUGUUCCCAGUCCCAGGAGAUGUUUCCAGGGCCGAACUGUUCCUUCUUUGGCGAGUGAUCCAGUCGCCCUGAACAUCUGUUGACCUCAUCUCCACCUAAACGCUGCGGUUAGCAGCCCCACGUCCCCCUCCUCCUAUCCAUCUUCAACCACUUUAGUGCCUCAGCCCUCCCUCUCGCCUGGAAGCCUUGCGCCCGCCCCCUCGCGCUGGCCCCAGCUACAGCUUUAAGCUCUUCCUUUGUCAUGGCUCCGCCCACUCAGGCACACCCGCUGGGGAAGGUUCUUCGUUUCUCAGGAACUCUGAGGUCCGGGGUCUGAGUUUACCCCGGGCGGAGAUGGACCGUCCAAAACCCAACGUCUUCCCAGCGGGGCACUGCUGCCCCUCCCUGGGAAUGCGAGCCUCGGAGGCUGGCAGCAGAAGGUUCUCAGUGCCACCCUCCAUCAGCAGGAACUCUGCCAUGGUGAACGAACCCAGAGGGAACGGAGGCCCAGGCCCCCGCCUGGAGGGCAGCAGCAGCGGCAGCGAGAGCUCCAAGGACAGUUCAAGGUGCUCCACGCCGGGGUUGGACCCCGAGCGAUGCGAGAGACUCCGGGAGAAGAUGAAGCGGAGGAUGGACUCUGGUGACAAGUGGUUCUCCCUAGAGUUCUUCCCUCCCCGAACUGCCCAGGGCGCUGUCAAUCUCAUCUCCAGGUUUGACCGGAUGGGAGCGGGUGGCCCCCUCUUUGUAGACGUGACCUGGCACCCAGCCGGGGAUCCUGGCUCCGACAAGGAGACCUCAUCCAUGGUGAUUGCCAGCACCGCCGUGAACUACUGUGGCCUUGAGACCAUCCUGCACAUGACCUGCUGUCAUCAGAGCCGGGAGGAGAUCACAGGCCACCUGCACAAAGCCAAGCAGCUGGGCCUGAAGAACAUCCUGGCGCUGAGGGGAGACCCCAUAGGUGACCAGUGGGAAGAGGAGGAAGGAGGCUUCAACUAUGCUACGGACUUGGUGAAGCACAUCCGAAACGAGUUUGGUGACUACUUUGACGUCUGUGUGGCAGGUUACCCCAAAGGCCACCCUGAAGCAGAGAGCUUUGAGGCUGAUCUGAAGCACCUGAAGGAGAAGGUGGCUGCGGGAGCCGACUUCAUCAUCACCCAGUUGUUCUUUGAGGCUGACACGUUCUUCCACUUUGUGAAGGCUUGCUCCGAAAUAGGCAUUACCUGCCCCAUCCUCCCUGGCAUCUUCCCUAUUCAGGGCUACCACUCCCUCCGGCAGCUGGUGAAGCUAUCCAAACUGGAGGUGCCACAGCAGAUCAAGGACGUGAUCGAGCCCAUCAAAGACAACGACGCUGCCAUCCGCAACUACGGCAUCGAGCAGGCCGUGAGCCUGUGCCAGGAGCUGCUGGCCAGCGGCUUGGUGCCAGGCCUCCACUUCUACACCCUCAACCGCGAGGUGGCCACCAUCGAGGUGCUGAAGCGCCUGGGGCUUUGGAUCGAGGACCCCAGGCGUCCCCUGCCCUGGGCCCUCAGCGCCCACCCCAAGCGCCGGGAGGAGGAUGUCCGGCCCAUCUUCUGGGCCUCGAGACCAAAGAGUUACAUUUACCGCACGCAGGAGUGGGACGAGUUCCCCAACGGCCGCUGGGGCAACUCCUCCUCUCCUGCCUUUGGGGAGCUGAAGGACUACUACCUCUUCUACCUAAAGAGCAAGUCCCCAAAGGAAGAGCUGCUGAAAAUGUGGGGGGCGGAGCUGACCAGUGAGGAAAGCGUCUUCCAAGUCUUUGCCCACUACCUCUCCGGAGAGCCCAACCAGAACGGCUACAAAGUGACUUGCCUGCCCUGGAAUGACGAGCCCCUGGCGGCCGAGACCAGCCUGAUGAAGGAGGAGCUGCUGAGAGUGAACCGGCGGGGCAUCCUCACCAUCAACUCCCAGCCCAACAUCAACGGGAAGCCGUCCUCUGACCCCAUCGUGGGCUGGGGCCCCAGUGGGGGCUAUGUCUUCCAGAAGGCCUACUUAGAGUUCUUCACUUCCCGAGAGACGGUGGAGGCGCUUCUGCAGGUGCUGAAGAAGUAUGAGCUCCGGGUGAAUUACCACAUCGUGGAUGUGAAGGGUGAAAACAUCACCAACGCCCCUGAGCUGCAGCCCAACGCGGUCACCUGGGGCAUCUUCCCUGGCCGAGAGAUCAUCCAGCCCACAGUGGUGGACCCAGUCAGCUUCAUGUUCUGGAAGGAUGAGGCCUUCGCGCUGUGGAUUGAGCAGUGGGGCAAGCUGUAUGAGGAGGAGUCCCCCUCCCGCAUGAUCAUCCAGUACAUCCAUGACAACUACUUCCUGGUCAACUUGGUGGACAACGAGUUUCCGCUGGACAACUGCCUGUGGCAGGUGGUGGAAGACACGUUUGAGCUUCUGAGCAGGCCCCCCCAAGAUGAGAGGGAGACAGAGGCGCCAUGACCCUGCACCCUGACCACCUUGGCUUGAGGCCACUGUGUCCCGCCUUCCUCUUCUCCGUCCUGGCUCUCUGGGAGACCCCUAUUCUUUUUUGUUUCUCCCCAGCCUUGGCCUCCACCCUCUGAUACAAUGAUGGCAGCUAGACUGGUGUGAGGCUCCGAGGCUCUGGCUGGACUUGAGUCUGCCCCACACAGGAACCUGGUGUUCCUGCUCAGCUGAGAGUCUGUGCUCUGAUGGGGAGCAGCCCCUUCCACAAGGACCCCAUGGGCAGAACGCCGUCCACCCCAAGAAGGGCUGUUGCUAACGGAGCCCCUUGGAGCCAGCCUGGGACUGUCAGUGACCUUGCUCCUGGGGCGCCAGGAGAACAGGCAAAGUGAACAUUGCAACAGGUCCUGUGGGACUGCAGAGGAGACAUGGCAAGGUCAUAGCGCCUCACCGUUCCACCUCCAAGGCAUUGGCAGCCAGGUGCCACCCAUUUGGGAACGAAGAGGCGGCCACUGCCCCGCCUGCCAACUGCCCCAUCAGGCAGCGGCCCCUGGACGACCUUGGACUGAAACCUAAUAGUUUUGGCCUCGUUUUAGCAGAGAGCUCAACUGGGUUUCUCCCCUUUCUACGGUGCUGCUGUUUGAAAGACUUACCCCAUGACUCGAGAAACUGCCUCUGAAGGCUUAAUGGUGUCUGAACCCUUGUACCCUUGGCCUUCCCAUUUCUCCCCUGGCCCUGAAGGGUGAAAGGAUACCCUGCCUGUUACCAUCAAGGGUGAAGAUGAGGUUGGCUGAGCCCGA